AUGGCCAAUCUACUCAUCAAAAUCAGUAUCGCAGCCAUCGCCCUCCUCGCAAUCCUCUUCCAGAUCUAUCUCAAAGAAGCAAUAUGGCUUGGUUUCGGCAUAAACAGAACCAUCCAGCCGCUCAGCUCAUUCCCCUACCAAUGCCGUAAAAUCGUGCAUCAUCGUCUUGAAGCAUGCGAGGACAUGUACUUAUCCCAAUCCACGCGCCAAUUGUUCCUCGCGUGCUCAGAUCCAAUUGCACGAAAGCAAUGGCAACCAAAUGUUGGGUAUCGCAAUAUUUCGGGUCGAUCGCAACGCGAUGCUAUUGUUGCGUUGGAUAUCGAUAAGCCGGUUGAUAACGGCUUUGAGUUCCGCGCGUUGAGAACACCCGUUUUCGAGGGCACUGCUGGCGAUGGACUGGUCAACCUCGCUGGCUUCUCUGGCGUUGAACAAGCUAAUGGUGUCAUUGAUCUAUUUCUCGUCAAUUUGCGACCUUCGGUUGAUGCAGACGGAAAGCUGGCAGAUCAAUAUGUUCAUGGUGGAAAUGCCACUAUCGAGCACUUUGUCACUGGCCCCGAUGCUACCCAGAUGAACCAUAUCCGCACUUACUCACACGCAGGAAUAGUUACGCCGAAUCGUGUUGCGGCGUUGGAUGAUAAGACGUUUUAUAUCAGCAAUGAUCACGGCCCUCAUAAAUUCGGCUGGCGCCAUCAUCUGUCGAUGAUUCUAGGCUUCUCCGACGUGGCUUUCUGCGAUACUCGAAGCUGCAAACGCGUUGCAUCCAAGCUCCAAUUCCCCAACGGCCUCGUCAUAGAGGAUAGCAUCCUUUACCUCCCCGACUCGAUAACAGGCCGUCUAUACAUCUACCGCAUCCUUCCCAACAGAGAUCUCGUAAAGGUCGAUGAAGUUAACCUAGGCUAUGGAGUUGAUAACGCGUCGGUCGAUGAAAAUGGUGAUAUCUGGAUCGCUGCGUUUCCUAUCGGCGUUGAGAUCUUCAAGGCAUACGAUGAUCCUUAUAAUGCUCACCCGCCCAGUACUGUCCUGAGAGUGAGGAAAGUUAAAGGGGAGUAUGUUGUUGAGAAGAUCGUUGAAGAUGCGAAGGGGGAGGUUUUGCCGGCAGCUACGACGGUUGUGCAUGAUGCUAAGACUGGAAGGCUUUUUCUGAGCAGCGUCAUUUCACCGUUUAUCGCUGUCUGCGAACCAAAGUUGUAG
Molecule: messenger RNA, 1191 nt
Organism: Fusarium oxysporum Fo47
Lineage: Eukaryota; Fungi; Ascomycota; Sordariomycetes; Hypocreales; Nectriaceae
Exons: 4
Coding region: 1-1191 (396 amino acids)
Source: RefSeq, a predicted model, not a curated record